AUGCUAUGCGUUGUGUGCUUGGAGCUGCCGCAUCCGGAUGAGAGUUUUCAGUGUGCCUGGGGGCACAUUUUGUGCGAGGAUUGUGCCACACGUUUGAUGGCUCUGGCGGCCACAAGGCGUCGAUCGGCCAUUUGUCCGCACUGUCGCACGCCCAUCAGCUGGGCUGAGAUAACACAGAAUUUGGUCGUUGGACAAAUGUUGUGGGAGCUGCCUAUCGAAUGUCCCGACUGUGAGGAACGAAUGGACUACAAAUCGCGGGAGAAUCAUAUGAAAAACGAGUGUCGAAAACGUGUGGUUCAAUGUCAGUAUCGUAGCUUGGGCUGCACAUGGGAACGUUGUUAUGAGGAUGAGGCCGAACACAAAGCUAAAUGCAAGUAUCUGAACAUGAGCAGUGAUCAAAUCUUGAGUGCACUUCAAGCGCUGGACGAACGAGAGCAAUUCGAUACACGAUCGUUGGGUCUCUGCUAUAAGAGCUUGAGGGCUGUGCGCAUGGUCUUCGAAGAUUUGGAGCUGCGUUGGCCACAAACGCCGGCAACCAAUAGUACCGAAUGGAAAUUUCAUUCGUCGACGAUCUAUGUGUUCGAAAACACUUGGGCAGUGCGCAGCCGGAUGAGCAUGAACACUGAAACCGAAGAUAAUCAUUGCAUCAGCUAUAGCCUAAAAUUACUAACCACACCGCAUAACACAUUGCUUGUGAAGUAUUUUGUCACUUUGCCAGCGCUGUUUGCACGCAACAAGCAGCUGAACGAUGUGCUGUAUGAUUUGAAAGAGAACGAAUUUAAUGCGGCUGGAGACAAGAGUGAUUUUUGGCAGGUGGCAGUGUGUUGCCCAAAGUCCAUUUAUCGUCUCUUGGCCAUGCCAUGUAUCAAGCUGCGCAUUUGGAUGCUGUUGCACUGA
This is a messenger RNA of Drosophila sulfurigaster albostrigata, 897 nucleotides long. Its product is annotated as zinc finger TRAF-type-containing protein 1 homolog. NCBI's taxonomy places the organism in Eukaryota, Metazoa, Arthropoda, Insecta, Diptera, Drosophilidae. The transcript has a single exon. The coding region runs from base 1 to 897 and encodes 298 amino acids. The record is from RefSeq and is a predicted model, not a curated record. Gene Ontology annotation, cellular component: nucleus. Gene Ontology annotation, molecular function: zinc ion binding.